AUGGAUAAGGCGUCUGACUUCGGAUCAGAAGAUUGCAGGUUCGAGUCCUGCCAGGGUCGCUCCCACCUUUUCCGCCUUUACAUCCACUUCCAUUCUAAUCGCCGCGUCAUCGUCGAAGUCGUUGUCCUCUUCGCACACCACGGCCACACUUGUCAUACAGCGUCGUGCCUGAGUCUUGAAAUCACUGCUCCCUCCUAUUUGUACACACCCCCCACCCACUCACUCACUCAUCCACUCACUAGGGCCUCUCUCGCCCUACCAAAUCCGCAUGUUCCAGCUGCGCCUUGCAUACCUUACCUUGUCUCGCCUCGCCUCGCCUCGCCUCGCCUCGCCUCGCCUCAUCGCGACCUCAACGUCGUCGUUGUCAUCGUCAACGUCGUCUUCGCGUCGACGCUGCUGCUGCUGCUGCUGCCACCGCCACCGCCACCACCGUCAUUGUCGCCUCCACCUGUGCGCUGCCCUAAGCCUCGCUUAUCCCAGUCUCCUGUGUCCACACCACUGAACCCCAUGGCAGUAUGUCGUGAUUUGGCUUGUUCAGCGGACGCACAGGCCUCCGUAGCUCAGUGGUUAGAGCACUGGUCUUGUAAACCAGGGGUCGGGAGUUCAAUUCUCCCCGGGGGCACUUGCUUUGACAUUGCCGCCCUUCUACCGCCCAUCCUCUCUCUUCUCUCUACUUUCUACACCCAACAAUCUUGCUGCCACAUGCUGCGCCUGCCUGACUGCGUACAGCAUUUCCACCCAGUGCGCGAAGCAAUUGCCCUAGCCACCGCUGCCGCCACCGUCCAUGCGGAUGCUGCAGCAGCAGCAGCAGCAGACACCUAUGAUGCGCUAGCUCGCACACACACCACCUGCGAUUCACUGCCACCACCAGUUGGCGACCACACAGUCGCGCCUUGUGUUCAUCACGUGGAGGAGGAGGCGGCGUCGGCGUCGACAGCGCAGGGCGCGAUGCGACAUUGGUUAGAGCACUGGUCUAGUAAACCAGGGGUCGAGAGUUCAAUUCUCUCCGGAGGCAGUCCUCCUCUUAUCUUCGUCGCCCCCUUCUUCGUCUUCUACAAACAUGCGCACAAAAGUCCACUUGCCCUUCUAUCGAUAGGCCUCCUGUCGUUGUCGAAGCGUGUAAGCAAGAUGGGAUCGUUAUUAUCUAAACAAUCGCCAAGCCAAGGACCCCAAACUGAGGGUCGAGAGACCGCCUUCCAGCAGUUCACCAAUUCAAUUAGACGUUCCAUUCGUGUCAAGCGCCAGACACCCUCGCAUGCAACGCCCCACGCUCCAUCAGAACAGACGGACAAAUGUCCGACGGAAUUGCAAAAACCAGGUGCCCGCGUGCGCUCCACCAUUCCGGAGAGUUUCCGCCAAUCUGGCAGUGCAGAUGCGACUCCUGCCCCGGCAAGUGCAUCGUCUCCUGUGCGCGAAGUCCAGCCUCCCCCGGCCACGACCCCUCAGACUCGGAGUUCAGCCGUAGUAGAAGACAAGCCGAAGAGUCCAACUGUGCAAACUCCAAGCAAGGAGACCAAGCCGGAAUCAGAAGAACAUUUGGACACUAACAAAGCCAUGGCUGUCCUUAAGGAAGCUAUCACUGUCAGGUCGGAGAACCAGAACCAGAGAAAGAGCUCGUCCUCCUCUCUUUCCAACGACGAGGCAACAAAACCAGCAGUCGAAGGACAUCCCACUGAAUCCAAAUGCACACCGAAAGACGAGUCCGAGGAUGUGAAGACAGCCUCCACCGAGGGUGAGGGCAUUAAACAUGUUGAGAACAUCCUGGGGAAACUAGCCACAGACGACAAAGAGGAGGAUUCGUCGUCGGAGUCUGAAAAGGCCCAGAAACCAGCGAUUAGUUUAAUGGCAGCCUUGGAAAAACGAAAGAACGCAGCCAAAUCCGAUUCUCCGACCUCCUCGCCAUCCAUAUCUCCUGGAGUCAGCAAUGUCUUAGAAAGCAUCGCGUCGGUCUCCACGACUGCCAAGUCACAAGAAGCCGUCAGUUUUAUGUCGACGCUGGUUGCCCCACAACAACACUCAAACGGGGAGGAAGCGGACUAG
Molecule: messenger RNA, 2040 nt
Organism: Mesocestoides corti
Lineage: Eukaryota; Metazoa; Platyhelminthes; Cestoda; Cyclophyllidea; Mesocestoididae
Source: the annotation of a GenBank genome assembly